This is a messenger RNA of Dimorphilus gyrociliatus, 2178 nucleotides long. The record is from the annotation of a GenBank genome assembly. Lineage: Eukaryota; Metazoa; Annelida; Polychaeta; Dinophilidae.
AUCAGACUUUCAAAGACUCUUUAAACUUAAUUUUUUAACAACUUUUAUAAAAUAUAUAUGUUUAUACAUAUAUAAAUAUUUUUAUUUUAAUAUAUAUAGUUCAAAUUUCUCACAAAAAAAUCAUGAAGAGUUUAAUAAUAUUUUCAAUCUUAUUUGUUCUUACUGCUGCUCAUCCUUUAUUAGAUGAAAGAAAGCUUACCGAUUUGGAACCAAUUAUUGCCGAUUCUGUGGAUAAUAGAGCGUCUUUCAUUACCUGCGAACUAUGCAUAAGCGUAAUCAAUACGAUUCGCUAUGUUCAAGGUCUUGGACUUGGUUAUGAGGAUGUUAGUGAGCUUAUUAUUGAAGUUUGCGAAAACGGCUUAAAUGUAACUGGUUUCAGAGGAGACAUUAUGUGUCCAGGCAUCGCUAAUAGUUACAUUAAAGGGCUCUUUGACGUUGUUCAAAAAUCCAAUAUGGAAGCCGAUGAGGGAUGCGCUCUCUUUAACUUUUGCACUCCAGAAGACGUUGAUCCUGGAAAUAGAACUAGAAGCGCCACUCCAUCUAAACCUAAUCCAAAAGUAGAAAAGAAGUCUGCUUCAAAGAAUACCAUCAAACUCGUUCAUCUUACAGAUGUUCAUAUGGAUCAUAAAUACACUGUUGGAACAAACAGUCAGGAUUGUGGUCUCUUCGUAUGUUGCAGACCUAAUUACGACGGAACCACCCCUGCUAGAAGAUUUGGAGAGUAUUUCUGCAAUACUCCCCAAAGAACUGUUGAUUUCCUCCUAGAAGAAGUAAAAAAUUUGAAUCCUGAUAUGGUUAUUUACACUGGUGACAAUGCCCCACAUUCCCUUUGGGAAGAGACUCAAGAAAUUCAAUUGAAUUAUACAUUUUUCCUCGGAAAAAUGAUGACCGAGAGACUUAGAGGAUUGGCCUUCUAUCCUACAAUUGGAAAUCACGAAACCUACCCUGCUAACUUUUACGAUCCAACAAACGAAAAAGUUCAAGAAGUUAAUAGAGCUUUUGCCAGCUCUUUCAGAGAAUUGGCUGGAUGGAAUGACGAAGAUAUAACAAAUAUCGAAAAAGCCGGCUAUUAUUCAACAAUGAGAAGACCAGGAUUGAGAAUUAUUGGUUACAAUUCAAAUUUUGGAUACAACAUGAACUGGUACAAUGCUUUAAACAAGGACCAAGAUUUCUGGAAAGAUAUGCAAAAAUUUGUAAGAGAUAAUCUACAAGCGGCUAAAGAUGGUAAUGAAAAGGUUAUUAUGGUUGGACAUCAUCCCACUGGAUUCGAUACUUGUAAAUUUUACAGUGAUUGGUACACAAAUAUUGUUGUUGAAUUUGCCGAUGUUAUCGUUCUUCAAGUAUUUGGUCAUACCCAUAAAGAUCAUUUCCGUCUUGUUAACAACGCUAAUAACCAAUCUGUCGCUAUUCAAUAUAUAUCUAGCUCAGUUACACCAAGAUCUAAUAGAAAUCCAGCUGUCAGAGUUUACGAGCUUGAUGCUAGCACCUACGAAGUACAGAAUUAUGAAAACUAUAUCCUUGACUUGAAAACACAGCCAGCCGAUGGUACACCAGCUCUAAGAAUGAACUAUAAUGCUAAAGACGAAUAUAAUCUUCCCGAUCUUUCUGCUGCCUCUUGGCAACAGUUGACAGAGAAAUUUAAAACAGAUGAUAAUCUCUUCAAAAAAUGGUAUAGACAUCAAUUUUCUGACAGUGAUCUAGAGGGUGAAUGCGAUGAAGAGUGUAAACACGACCAAAUAUGUGAAAUGUCUAAUGCCGAAUAUUUCGCUAACGUCAAAUGUAGCGAUAACUUUUAAGCUAUAUAUAGAUAUUGAAUUCAAUUUAAUACAUAUGCAUAAAUUAUAUCCCAAUGACAAUUAAAUUACGUUUUAAACCAUGGGAAAAGAAUCGUUAAACAUCUUGUUCUAUAUUAAUUAUAGGCCGUUUAAGAAUAUAUUUAGCCUUGAAUCAAUCUCAAUUAUUCUUGUUGUUUUUCGUUACGAGAUAGCGGUAAUGGAAUGAAAGUUACCAAAAAAGAUAUGCUACAAGACAAAAAGGCUAUUAUUUAGGUCAAAAAAUUAUUGUUUAAAAUAGUUUACACUUAUAUCGACUAUUAAGCACACAAUGUAGUAUAUAAAUAGCAUAGACUGUUAUUUUUCAAUAGAUUAUUCAAUUUACUUAAUCAAAACAGAAAAAAAU